Parastagonospora nodorum SN15 is the source of this 2208-nucleotide messenger RNA. RefSeq lists its product as hypothetical. The coding region runs from base 1 to 2208 and encodes 735 amino acids. The record is from RefSeq and is a predicted model, not a curated record. The transcript has 3 exons. Gene Ontology annotation, biological process: carbohydrate metabolic process. NCBI's taxonomy places the organism in Eukaryota, Fungi, Ascomycota, Dothideomycetes, Pleosporales, Phaeosphaeriaceae. Gene Ontology annotation, molecular function: hydrolase activity, hydrolyzing O-glycosyl compounds.
AUGUACAAGUAUCGCAAGAUAUGGCAAGCGUCUACUUCUCUGGAGUCCAAAGUGGUCGCUUUGAGCUUUGAUGGCGUUUACCGGCACAGUCGCGUGCUGGUGAACGGCACAGACGUCGGCGGUUGUCUUGCGGGCUGGACCAAGUUUGAAAUUCGCGUAGACUCUUACCUGAAGCUCGGCGAGAGGAACACCAUCGAAGUACAUGCCGAUAACACUGGAGCCGGAAUUCAUCGCAGCGUUCAUCUCAUGGUUCGAAACCACAAUCUUCUUUGCAAGGACGGGAUCAGGCUGGCAACGCUUUCCGCCAGCGGAGUUGCUCUUCUCACAUUCGAGGUUUUACUCGACAACGAAAAGAAGGAUGACGUUGAAGUAUCUCUCGAGCUUGCGAGACGAGGAAGGAACGCGAUCCAGUGGAGAACGAAAACGAAAACUUCUGAAUUGAAGCAAAACUUCGAGAUAUCGAACCCAGAUCUGUGGUCGGUUGAGACCCCGAAUCUCUACGACUGCACUGUCGUCAUCAACGGCGAUCUCUAUAAGUUCAAGUACGGUCUGCGCACUCUGGAGUUGAAACCUGGUCAUGGAUUCUUGGUUAAUGGCCAGGCUGUGAAUUUGCGUGGUGGUUGCAUACACGCAGACAACGGUAUCCUCGGCGCAGCAUCGUUCAAAGCUGCUGAACUACGACGCGUGUCGAUCAUGAAGAAGAAUGGCUUCAAUGCUAUUCAAGUUCUUCUACAAGCAUGUGAUGAGGUAGGCAUGUACGUCAUGGAUGAGUUUGCCGACUACUGGUACCAGGCAAAGUCUAAAUAUGACGAUUCCAACACCUUCAAUGAACGUUGGGAGUACGAAGUCGCUUCUCUUGUAGAACGAGCCCGUAACCACCCUUCAGUUAUUAUGUACUCUUUAGGCAACGAGGUCACUGAGCCAAGUACCGCCUACGGACACACGAUCGCGAAGAAGCUCCUGGAUCUCACGCACAAGCUGGAUCCAUCCCGACCUAACACUAUCGCGGUCAACCUUACGCUGGCCAUGAUGACGUAUUCAAAAAUCCCGCCGGGGGAUCCAAACACUCCUCCUGCAGAUAACAAGGGCGGCCUGGGGGAUUUGACCUCCAGCUCUUUCUUCAACAUCAUCGCUAGCAUGUUUCUCUCAAUCUUGCGGUACAUUCCAAAGUUCAAUCACGCCAAUGUUGUGACCAAUCGACUCUAUUCGUAUAUGGAUGUUGCGGGAUACAAUUAUGGAGACAUCCGGUACCCAUUGGAUGCCAAAUUACACCCAUCAAGGAUGAUGCUCGGUACCGAAACCUUUCCACCUGAUCUUCCCAUGAUCUGGUCCAACGUUGAAAAGAUUCCAAACCUGAUAGGAGACUUCAUGUGGACAGGAUGGGACUACCUUGGCGAGGUAGGCAUUGGUUUGCACGAUUAUGAGGCAAGCAGGUUUACCCCUGUAACAUUGUACAAGCCUUGGCCACAUAUAGUAGGGGGUUGCGGUGCUUUAGACAUCACUGGCGUGCCCAAUGCUUCGGCUUUCGUAGCCCAAGCAUGCUGGAAAUUUUUACCUCAACCCGUAAUUGCGGUACGUCCAUUGGAUGUAUCGAGCUUGUAUUACAAGGCGACGCCCUGGCGAAAUUCCGAUGCGAUCGAGGGCUGGGGCUGGAAGGGUUGUGAGGGCCAGAAGGCUUACAUCGAGGUCAUUACUCAGGAAGAGGAAGCAGAACUUUUCCUAAAUGGCCGCUCGCUUGGGCGCGCAAGUAGCAACCAAGCUAACAGAUACACCGCUAGAUUCUUGACAGCUUACGAGCCUGGCGAACUCCUUGCUGUUGCAUACUCUGGCGGACAGGAGCGUUCGCGCUCCACGCUCCGCUCCGCUAACGUUGCUUCAGUCAAGAUUGUCAACGAGAAGUCCGGUGAACUUGUCGCAGACAGACAAGAUCUAGCGUACCUUGAACUUCAACUCGCUGAUCAGGAUGGAAACAUCGAGAUGAACGACGACGAUGCCCUAACCGUUGAGGUACAUGGAGAUGCCACUCUAGCAGCGCUUGGAUCCGCAUACUAUAAGAAUCUAGGCCACUUUGACAGCAAUGUUCAUAAAACAUGGCGAGGGCGAGCCUUGGCAGUGAUACGUUCCGGCAGCAGCUCUGGAGACGUUGUCGUUACUGUAAGCAGCGUAAGGCAUGGAUCUUCGUCGGUUACAAUUAAGCAGAGAGCUUAG